Durusdinium trenchii is the source of this 2454-nucleotide messenger RNA. The record is from the annotation of a GenBank genome assembly. Lineage: Eukaryota; Dinophyceae; Suessiales; Symbiodiniaceae.
AGAAGAGUGUGAUUGUUCCAAAGGAACACGAAUUCAAACCGCAAUGGGAUUUCUGCAAAGGACUGCAAGAUUAUCUGCUAGAGCAGUACGGGCUGGGCUUACUCCUAGCCUAGUGACCUAUUUCUUCUGGAUAGGAUGCGUUACCAGUGUCUUCGGAGCGUGGGCGCUGAUAUCAUACACUCCUAUUGAGGAGUACUUGUGCAAUAUCCAUGGCGAGGUGAAUAUCACCAAUGGCCAAACAGUUGGAUGCGGAAACUGCACCGACACCCUCAUGCUUUGUGACAAAUCGGAUUGCUGGCAACAAGCUUUCAAUCUCUCCUGGCAGUUGGAUGCUUCCUCGCCUGCUGGGCAGUUCUACGAUGCUUUCCAAGAGGCAGCCUUAGACUCGACGUGCAACUCCCUUGCAAUGUCUGCAGAUUCACCUGCUACCAUGCUCAGCAACAUCGAGGACAGAAGGCUGAGUCCAAGCAAACCCCAGGUGAGCGAGUCGUGCGUGACCUGGAAUUGUCGGGUCUUGCUUCGGGCUUUCGUGCGCAGCCUUAGUCCUCAAUUGACAGGCCCUGGCGCGUGCACCAACAGUAACCCUCCCAUCAAGCCGCCUUGGCAGGCUACUGAUUGCACUUGCGAUGCUGAGACAAUCACCAUGGCGCAGGCCACAUCCUUCCGGACGUUGUGCGGCUCAAUGGCAGCAGGACUGCGGAUUGCGGUCUACGACAGACACGUGGCCUCGAAGGAUGCUUGCUACCAAGGUUCCAUGGCUGCAGCGGCCGCUGCCUAUCCAUUAGAUAUUCGAGAUUUUGCCAUCGACACCAACUGCGAGUCCAUUCUUCAAAAUUCACAGUCGACGUUGGAGUGGUUCGCAGUGAGGGACUACAUCACGAAAAGCCUCGCCUCUGGCGGCACUAGUGCAACUUAUCCGAUAGCGUCCUAUUGCAGAAAGGUUAUGUGUACAGCUUUCGUCGCAACUUUGCAGCUUCCAGAGUGCAACUUUGAAAAUGGCACCUAUUUCACAAGCGCCGUGGUUACCACAACAACGCUUGAUGCUAUAGCAACAGAUUGUGCGAAUGAAGGCAUGACCCUCACCACUGCGUCGAUGUGCGCAGAGCCAGCAUUCAAUGUAUCUUCAUAUUGUGCUGCAAACAAUGUGAGGCGUUUGGAUGAACUUGAUAUGGACUUGAAUGUGCAGCCAGGAGUGAAGGCAUUACUUGCUUCUUUGGUUCCCGAACGCAAACGAGACCAGGAAGAGGCUACUGUGCCUGAAGCUCCCAUUGAGGAGGUAUCCUUCCAGGCAGAAAGACACACCUCGUUUGGGCAUGCAGCCCUUCAAAACGCAGUAGUUGGAUUCGAUGGUGUGGAGGUGUUUGACCAGAACCUCGAUGAUCUGGAGAAUUGCGGAGGCAACUUCUGCACCUCUGACAGGAGGCUUCAGACAGCGACUACUGCACCAGCGACAGCUCCAGCUUCAAACCUGCAGGAAUACACAACGACCCCCUGGUCAACAUGCACAUGCUACAUGCAGUGCAUCCCCGGUGUGAGGACAAGGAGUGUUUCUUGCCCAGCCGGAGUAACCUGCCAGGAGCCAAAACCUUCCUCUGCUCAAUCAUGCGUGUGCAAGCACUGCUCUGAUUGUGAUGUGCUGCUCUUCGUUCUCAUCACGGCAUUUGCCUACCUCUUCCAAGGGGUCGUGUCCUUCUUGCUGUGGCUGGGCUUCUUGGUGGUGGCGUUCCUGGAAGAGGACGACUACAUAGACAUGUCCAUUGGUCUCAAAUGCAUUGGCUGCUUUUGUAAAUUCCUGUCAAUCAUAACAAAGAUCAUGACGUAUGCCACCAUGCUGCUCAUCAUUCUUCUCACAAUCACAGCAUUGGUUCCUAUUGGUGAUGCCUUCUCAGACUGCAAGGAUAAUGCAACGUUCACAAUGCUCGCCAUUGGAGGCAUUUGUGUUUGGGUUGUGCAAUUGAUUGUUGGCGUCUACAUGCACAAGUACAAGCCAAUGCCACCCUGGCUUCAUACCGCAUCAUCUUCAGGGAUCAAGCGGCUCUUCUUCAAGCCCCUGAAUGUAGUUGGACCGUGAGACAUGUCUUCCUUUUGAAUCUCCAGGUAUUGAGAUAAACAGUGUUCAACCCGAGAGUACGUUCACAUCUUUGGUAUUCUCAAGUUAGCACUGCCUGGGCUCGAAUUGCCUUCUAGAGAAAAUUGAUGAGAAGUGAAAAUUCCAAUUGCGCAGUUUCACCAAGUAGCAAUUUACCCGACGCAGUUUAGUUGCGAUGCCGCGCAUCCAUUCAUGACGCUAAAGCCGUUGAUUGCAGGUUGACAUUGAGAGCAUCUUGGAGCGACGGAAAACGCCCGGCAUCGUAGUCAAGUCAGCAGAAGCAUGCAGAAGCCCUCUCAAAGCCUUAAGCUGCCAAAAGCUGUUGUGUUGGGAAUGGCAGCUGUCACCAUGGGAGAGAUUAUGGG